This is a messenger RNA of Marchantia polymorpha subsp. ruderalis, 3834 nucleotides long. The record is from the annotation of a GenBank genome assembly. NCBI's taxonomy places the organism in Eukaryota, Viridiplantae, Streptophyta, Marchantiopsida, Marchantiales, Marchantiaceae.
AUGCUGCUGCCACCUUUGUGUCAUCAGUCUGGGAUUUCAAUGGAGAAAAAUGAAAUGUUUGUUCCGUUGGAUGCAUCUGGACUUUUGUACGAGCAAUUGUUCGAGAAAGAGAAUGACAGUUUAUUCGGCUUGACGGACUUCAAUACAACCUUCGAUGCAGCUGAGAGCGUUCCGAGCUAUACUGUCUUUCAUGAUCCUGACGUAGAACUGCAGCUGGACCCAUUGCUGUCAUGUCAAUACUAUGAUGAAGCUUCCUACGAUGCCUUUGGACAGGACCUUCAGUUGGAUUCUAAUUUGGCAGCAUCACAUUUGACUCCGUUUUUACCUCAACAGAUGCAACUAAAAGACCGGCUUGAUAGUCAUCAAUCAUGUGACAUACUGUCACGUGAUUCAGUCAUAUUCGAUCAUGACAUUGCAAAAUUGCCAUCUCUGCCUCUAUUAGCUUCCACACUACAUCCACCUUCCCGAGAUUUGAUGAUGGACACAAGUCCAUAUUAUCAGUCUUUGGAGCUCGAGUCUCCUGUAGAUUCUGGAUCCAUCAACAGUUCUUUUUCAGAACUUCAAUAUGAUAGCAGGUCAUUUGUUGAACCUUUGCAAAUGCGCGCUCCACUCGUCGGAUAUCCAAAUGUGCAAAUAUUGUCGGCAGCUCAUACUACAGGUGAUAUGGAAUAUACAUAUGAUCCUCGAGUCUACAAUGUAUGGGGAAGCACUGAUCCUCGAAUCUACAUUGAGUAUUCAGAUAUGUGUGAACGAGGCCUUGUUAUGCCUACGUCCAUGAAUUGUAAUUAUAAAGAAGUCCCAGCAACUACGGCAUUCAAUAUUCAUGCUGCAUUUGCUCCCUCAACAUGUUCCAAUCGGGAACUUUGCCCCAUUCCAAUGUAUAGUGUAAUGCAGUCAGCUCCGCUACAAGUCUCUUCUAUCAGAACUCACGGGCAUGUUCAAGGUGAAAAUGGGAAGAUGAUUGCAGAAAUUCCUUUAUCAGAUCCGGUUCGAUCUUCGGUGGAGUACAAACAAAGUCUUAGAGGAUACUCAAAUGUCACACAUACCGAAACUUGGAAAGAUGAGGAGUGCGUGCCACCAUACCUCAUUAGAGGCAGUACACUUAUGGAUCGAUGUGGGAAACAAUCAAAAUUUGGAAAGAGAGGUCGGCUACUUGCUCGUAAAGAUGAAACCCUAUCUAUGAGUUCCAAGAAGGAAGAAAGCAUGACCGAUGUUCCCAAGACGGAAAAUGGAAAUUUGAAGACCCUUUCGGGCGCUCGUAAAAAACGAGCGCGCAAGACUGUGGAGAAAAAAUUGAAUGAAGCUAUAAUGAUCUUCAACAAUAUGGACCCUCAAGCUAAUGCAGAAGGUACUCCAACAGGCUCAGAAAGAGAAGAUAUUGCAUGGGAACAGUCUUCUGCGGAUGUGCGUAGAGAUUUCACGGCGAGCGACUUACAUCCUCCAAAGGGCCAUAUGGUUGGGGACAAUGCAGUCGAAAAGUUGGAAGAUGGCGUUGUUUGUGCUGAUGAUGACUGUCCAAAGGAAUCGCCUGCGGGUCAUGUGAAGGAUGAAAAACCUGCCUUUCUUCAUGAGAGGACCCUCAUGCAAAAUUCACCCGUGGACAAAUACUCAAUCCCUAAUUCUCAUAAUGCAUUGCGCGUUGCGGACUCCAUCGAAGGCAGCCGAUACACUUGUACAGAAGUCGAUGUCCUUGGAAGUGGAGGUUCCUCUACAAUUUACACGGGUUCCCAAGUUCACAGCAGGUUGACUGAGAUGGGCAAGGCAGAGCGCCCACGAGAGAACACUCCUACCUCUCGUCAAACUCCGGUCACUGUCACUGAUGCUGAAAGAUGCAAUACUGACAGUCCUGAAGAGAGCAUCAACGCUGACUCUCAUGAAAUUGCAAAGGUUGUCAUCGGCGCAGGCGACAGGAAGGAGGAAAACCACGGGAUUCUCCCACCAGAAGUUCAUACUUGUACUGAAGCUGAUUCCUCAGGUCAAUUUCCUUCCCUUGGUCCUGGUGAGAUAGAGGACGGUUUAUGUGCAACCACAUCCGGAGAAGCUAAUGCUGAAGUUCUUAACGAUCGAGAGAAAUCAAUUUCUCAUGCAGCAGUCAGCGUUGACAGUGCAUCUAACAAGAUAGUCGGGAUAGAUGAAAACCUUUGCGAUAUGUCUUUGUCCUCGCAUGCUGUGAAACAGGUUGAAUUCCAUAAUUCGUCACUAGAUUCUCACUUGACGUCCCUUGAUGAUGUCAAGCUAUCUUUCUCUGGUUCUGGAUCUGGCAUUACUAUCAAUUCCAGCCGAUACUCUAAUGAUAAAAAGUACCUGCCUGCUGGAAAAGAUUCGAAGAGUUCCGAUGAUGAUUGUAAGGCUGAAGGGGAAGCAAGCUACUCACGACAUGUUGAAUUGCUUGCAACCGAUCAUAUUUCUUCCUCUCAUGCAGCAGCAGCUGGAUCCUUUGAGAUAGAGGGAAAAGAGAAAGAAACCUGCGAGGAAGAUCCCUCAAUUGGGGAGCCUACACCAAAGUCCACACAUGUACCAGCAUUUACUUCAAGUUUCUUUACGCCCAUGAACAGGUCUUCUGUUUCCGACUGUCAUGCCGAGGCAGAUUAUGAAAAAUAUAAGACGGAUUUGACAUCUUGUCAUGGAAACAUUAAGAGCAUCGACGAAAGUAUAGGAAGAGACUUCGACAUUUCCAGGCGGAGCAUAUUUACAGUUCUCUCUGGUUGUAAUUCUGAUCUUGCGAUCAAAGUCAAAGUUGACAAUGAUCCCAAACUGGAACUUCAAGUUGAAUAUUCAGAAGCGCCAACACUUUCCUCCAUUUCCGAUGCCAAAAUGGAUUCCGAAGUGUCCGCCAGCAAAGAAGAAACCGAUAUUGCCUCAGAGCUCAACGGACUUCCAGAGACUGCUUCAAGUCAUGGGGACCUUUAUGGAACUACGAUUAUUUGUCCCGACAAUCGAGCAGCAGAAAAGAGGAAGGCGGAAAAUGAUGUUGAUACUUCGAAGAUUGCUGACAUUCGCCGCAAAGGAAAAGCUCAUGCCCAACGCCUUUAUUCAACAUCUGGGCAAGAGGAGGCUUCUAAACCGGAGAUCCUCAAUCCUUACCAACAAAAAAUUAUGGAUUUGCUAACGGACUUCAUAGAAUCGGGAUACGGAGCAGGAGUCAAAAUUGAUGAGACAUUGAAUGAACGUUAUGACGAGUCAGACGUCUAUGCGGAAUUGAAGGCGGGCACCGUCAUUGUUCCCAAUAUGAUGCCCAGCUGCGAAACAGGUAAGGGCCAGAAACGGAGAUGGAAGUCUCACGCAAGGCAAGGAAGAGUUCGCAGUAUGAUUGAAGCGGGAUGCUCGAAUGCUUCAACAUCAUCCCAACCACUCUCUAAAGUCUGCAAUACAGAUGUUCUCCGAGACCAGAAGAGCUUAUAUCGGACAACUCCUGAGAAGGUUCACAGAACUCGGUCAAGAUCUCGGUCUGGGUGGGGAGGUUUACGUAAAUUUUAAAAUCUGCGUGUAUUGUUGUCAGGGAUACGCCAAUUGUCUGAUGGCAACGAGCUCAAUCUGUGACAUUAGCCGAGGCUUGUUCACUUCACAUCUGCUCUGUGUAGAGCUAACGCGAAGUAAAAAAAUUUAUGUUCCGACUGUACAUAAUGCCAAACGAUGUACACAAUGAAAAUGCAACAUUCAGGGUAGAUCUCCCUAGCUCCAGAAUGUGUUGCAAACGUGAAUCUAGAUCUCGAUUCUAGCUAGCAUGUCUCCACGACUUCAUAGUUCUCAUGACGAGAGUCUCAACUCUAAUCGUGUAUUCUGAACGAUAUUCAAUAGUGUACUCUGUAUAUUAUCAACUCUAUCUUCAUGUCU